Molecule: messenger RNA, 288 nt
Organism: Lytechinus variegatus (green sea urchin)
Lineage: Eukaryota; Metazoa; Echinodermata; Echinoidea; Temnopleuroida; Toxopneustidae
Product: glycine-rich RNA-binding protein-like
Exons: 2
Coding region: 1-288 (95 amino acids)
Source: RefSeq, a predicted model, not a curated record
AUGAAGAGGGUGGAGAAGCUGGAGAAGGAGGGGAAGGUGAAGGUGGAGAAGGAAGAGAAGGUGGAGGAGAAGAUGGGAGAAGGUGGUGAAGGAGAAGAAGGUGGAGGAGACAGAGCAGAAGGUGGAGGAGGAGAAGAAGGAGGAGGAGGUGGAGAAGUUGGAGGGGGAGAUGAAGGUGGAGGAGGAGGAGGUGGAGAAGGUGGAGGGGGAGAUGAAGGUGGAGAAGAAGGAGGAGGUGGAGAAGAAGCAGGAGAAAGUGGAGGAGAAUGUGAAGAAGGAGGAGGAUGA